CUAUCUAUCAUCUUAAUCAAUCCCCACUUCUCUCAAUACUUUCAACUCUUCAAUUAUUGCUGGAUGGAAUAUUGUCUCCCUUCUUCUUUCAACCUCCAUAAUCGCCUCAUAAUCGUUUCCCGCUCUUUGCCUUCUCCACUCAGCAAUCAUCGCCGUUUACAGGCGUUUUCUGGCUUCUCAGGAGUCAAACGCGGCCGUUCCACGGUUGUUGUGGCUUCUGCGACUAAUUAUGGCGGUUUUGGUACUGGAGGUGGUAGUUACUGUGAGUUUAGUAGCUUGAACACGCCGAUUCAGCCUGGGACGCCGGAGGGGAGGUUUUUGUCGAGUGUGUUAUUGAAUGAACGGAAGUCGUUUCAUGAGGCCGUGGCGGAGACGUUGGAGAAGGUAGUUGUUGAACUUGAUGAAGCUUAUGCGCGUAGAAUAGCGAGCGCUGAGUCGAGUGAAGCUUGUCUUCACAGGAGGAUUUCUGAGGUGAAAGGGCGAGAAUGCAAAAACGCCAUAGAAGAUAUCAUGUAUCUGCUAAUCCUUUACAAAUUCUCUGAAGUCAAGGUCCAUUUAAUCCCACGCCUUUCAAAGUGUGUCUAUAAUGGUAGACUAGAAAUCUUGCCUGCAAAAGACUGGGAACUCGAGUCCAUUCACAGCUUUGAGGUCUUGGAGAUGGUAAGAGAACAUCUAACAUCCGUUAUCGGAUGGAGAGCAGAUUUUAGUGUGACCGACAAUUGGGCCACAACCAAAAUCAAGCGUGCCGAUCUUUGCCAAAUCUAUACAGCAUCCAUACUUUUUGGCUAUUUUCUUAAGUCUGCCACCUUGAGACACCAACUAGAAAUGAGUCUAGCCAAUCCCAUUGAUGACAUGUUCUUGAACUCGGGCAACCACCUUCCACUGCCAGAGUUAUACAAGUUCAGGCGAAGGAAUCUGGUCUUUGGUCACACUCACACCCACAACACAGUAUCAACUUCACCAUUCGAUGGUAAAAGGAAACAAGAGAAAUUGAGUUCAUAUUUGAUGGGGUUUGCCCCUGAUUCACUAGCAACAUGUGCUGAACCAAAUUCUAUGGAGGCUCUACGUCUGAUAACUAAACAUAGUUUUGCACUUUUUGGUGAUGUUGAAUCUGAUGAAAUAAUAUCUACAUCAUUUGCAACCCUGAAGAGAUUUGUGUUGGAGGCAAUCGCUUUUGGUUCGUUUCUUUGGGAUACCGAAGAAUAUGUUAAGACCGUAUAUCACCUCGAGGAGAACAAGAACAAGUAGUUAAGAUAUGCGGAACCCCAUCAUAUUAAUUCUCUAAGAAAUCCCUUUAGUUAGAAGUAUAGCAGAAAACUUGUGGCUUAAUGAAUUUGUCUAUAUUAGGGUUUUAUAGUAUCUAUCAUCUGGUUUAGUCUUUAAUGUUAAUAGGAGUGUUUGACUUUUUGCACAUAUUGGUUUGAAGGUAUUUUGGAUAUUUCUCUCUUGAACUUUCUGUAGUUUUUUCUUAUUUGGUUAUUUGAUAAUUGCUUUACCUUUUAGUU
Cynara cardunculus var. scolymus (artichoke) is the source of this 1505-nucleotide messenger RNA. Its product is annotated as UV-B-induced protein At3g17800, chloroplastic-like. The coding region runs from base 64 to 1248 and encodes 394 amino acids. The record is from RefSeq and is a predicted model, not a curated record. NCBI's taxonomy places the organism in Eukaryota, Viridiplantae, Streptophyta, Magnoliopsida, Asterales, Asteraceae. The transcript has 2 exons.